Molecule: messenger RNA, 4135 nt
Organism: Pectinophora gossypiella (pink bollworm)
Lineage: Eukaryota; Metazoa; Arthropoda; Insecta; Lepidoptera; Gelechiidae
Gene: Stt3B
Product: dolichyl-diphosphooligosaccharide--protein glycosyltransferase subunit STT3B
Exons: 16
Coding region: 127-2409 (760 amino acids)
Biological process (GO): post-translational protein modification
Cellular component (GO): membrane
Molecular function (GO): dolichyl-diphosphooligosaccharide-protein glycotransferase activity
Source: RefSeq, a predicted model, not a curated record
UAGGAGAGACGUGUCCGUCACUCAUUUCACAAAAGUCAAUUUUUGUAAAAUCGAAUUGUUGGAACUGAUGUAUGAAAAUAUAUUUUUUGUGGAUAUUUAGAAUAGUGUUUAGCGUAUUCGUACAUCAUGACGCCGGUCACAACUGUGGCGAAAGAAGGGAAUGGGCGAAACAAGGCGUUUUUUAACAAUACCGCCGGCUUCAGCACGCUGAUUACUGUGACCGUGUUGUCACUGGCUUGGCUGGCCGGUUUCGCCUCCCGGCUUUUCGCUGUAAUUCGUUUCGAGAGUAUCAUUCACGAGUUCGACCCAUGGUUCAACUAUCGCUCCACCGCUUAUAUGGUGCAGCAUGGCUUUUACAACUUCCUGAAUUGGUUCGACGAGCGAGCAUGGUACCCUCUAGGGCGUAUCGUCGGCGGCACCGUGUACCCCGGCCUUAUGAUCACUUCAGGCACAAUACAUUGGAUACUGCACACUCUGAAUAUCCCUGUUCACAUUAGAGAUAUAUGUGUGUUCCUUGCCCCAGUUUUCAGUGGUCUCACAGCCAUAGCUACGUACCUGCUAACCUCAGAGCUGUGGUCUCGGGGAGCAGGCCUGUUUGCUGCCUGUUUCAUAGCCAUAGUCCCUGGGUACAGCAGCCGGUCCGUGGCAGGAAGCUAUGAUAAUGAAGGCAUUGCAAUCUUUGCCUUACAGUUCACAUAUUAUUUAUGGCUAAAGAGUGUGAAAAGUGGAUCAAUUUUCUGGUCAGUUUGUACAGCACUGUCCUACUUUUACAUGGUAUCAGCAUGGGGUGGCUACGUCUUCAUUAUCAACUUGAUCCCCCUUCAUGUCUUCGUGCUGCUGAUCAUGGGGCGAUUCUCUCAGCGCCUGUUCGUCAGCUACACCGUGUUCUACAUUGUGGGUCUGUUGUGCUCCAUGCAGAUUCCAUUUGUCGGCUUCCAACCGAUCAGGACCAGCGAACAUAUGGCUGCUUCAGGUGUGUUCGCGUUGUUAAUGGCUAUUGGUGCGUUGAAAUACCUGCACAGUCUGAGUCCCAAGGGUCAGUUCAAACAGCUGCUGAUCGUUGGAGGCUUAAUAGCCGCCGCCCUGGUGUUCCUAGUGGUAGUGCUUCUGACAUAUAUGGGGGUCAUCGCUCCUUGGAGCGGCAGGUUCUACUCUCUCUGGGACACCGGCUACGCUAAGAUCCAUAUUCCCAUCAUCGCGUCGGUAUCGGAGCAUCAGCCCACCACCUGGUCUUCCUUCUUCUUCGAUCUGCACGUGUUGGUUUGCACGUUCCCCGUCGGUUUGUGGUACUGCGUCAAGAAUAUCAACGAUGAAAGAGUUUUCGUGGCGCUGUACGCUAUAAGCGCGGUAUACUUCGCGGGCGUGAUGGUGCGUCUGAUGCUGACGCUCACGCCCGUGGUGUGCGUGUUGGCUGGCAUCGCCUUCUCCAUACUUCACGACCUGAUCCUGAGGGAAGAAGACAUGCCCGUGCCUGUAGCUGAGAGCGACGAGUCUAAGAACCUUUAUGACAAGGCCGGCAAGUUAAAGAAGCGGUCCCACUCGCCGCCGCCGCCGCCGGCCGACUCGGGCCUUGGUAUGAACGUGCGCUCCGGCAUCCUCAUCGCGUUCAUGAUCCUGCUGAUGCUGUUCUCCGUGCACUGCACCUGGGCCACCUCCAACGCUUACUCAAGCCCCAGUAUCGUGCUUGCUAGCUAUGGGAAUGAUGGAUCACGUAGAAUCCUGGACGACUUCAGGGAAGCUUACGGUUGGCUUUCACAGAACACAGCUGAGGACGCGCGAGUCAUGUCUUGGUGGGAUUAUGGAUAUCAGAUUGCCGGAAUGGGUAACCGUACAACAUUAGUGGACAAUAAUACUUGGAACAAUUCACAUAUCGCGCUGGUCGGCAAGGCUAUGGCUUCUAACGAGAGUGCGGCGUACGAUAUAAUGACAGCGUUAGACGUGGACUAUGUUCUGGUCAUCUUUGGAGGGGCUAUCGGCUACUCCGGAGACGACAUCAACAAGUUUAUAUGGAUGGUGCGCAUCGCUGAGGGUGAACACCCUAAGGAUAUUCACGAAGCAGACUACUUCACAGAGAGAGGAGAAUAUAGGAUAGAUAAUGAAGGCUCUAAAACUAUGUUAAAUUGUCUAAUGUACAAAUUAUCCUAUUAUAGAUAUGAUAGCGGAGGUAGUCCUGCAGGGUAUGACCGCACGCGCGGCGCGUUGCCAGGCAACCGUGGGUUUAAGCUUACCUACCUCGAGGAGGCCUACACUACUGAACACUGGCUUGUUAGAAUAUACAGGGUGAAAAAGCCCAAUGAGUUCAACCGUCCUCGCUUACCACUAUCUAAGAGGACGAUUUCUACCAGCAAUCAACUCUCCAAAAAGAAUUCAUUAGGAGUCGGAUCAACGAAAUAUCCGAUGCGCAAGUAAACUAUAUUUAAUACUGUUAAUACCACGUCUAGAAGGAGAAAAGGCUUGAUGAAGAAUAAGCCUACGGUGGUGAAGGGGAAGAAGGUAGUGCGAUUGGAGUGACGUCACUCCUAGCGAAUGCGAGGCGCAUUGCGCAGGCGCGCCAGAUAAUGUUCCCAGUCAGUGGUAACCUUGCAACGGCAAUAUAUCACACUCUACUUAUGACAUUUGUGAACACCUCGACGCUUUCGAGGUUUUCGAAGAUCAGAUGUUGCCUUAACCUUUAAACUAUAAAAGUAUAAUUCUAAAAAUUACCCCAUUUUUCGCAUAAUUUUUUCAUAGAGAAAUGUCCAUAGACACAUAUGGAUUUUAUAGCUUUGUAAUUAACUUCAGUGCAUUAUAGUUAGCAUAAAUAUGCCUUUGCAUAUUUACCACUGAUCAUAAAAAUUGAAUGACUGACACCAAUUCUGUAUGUAUUUAGUCCAUUAGAUAAAGUUUCUUAAAAUGUUUAGAUCUAUUUAGUUGAAAUUGAUUUCUUGCACUGGGUGCAAACGUAACAUGAGUUUGGAGUUGCCGUGGACGUCGUGUUGCUAGAGAAGUUUGUUUUUAAGACCACUAAAUGGUUCAUUAAUUUGCUCCACGCUUUUAGUCCACAUGUGUAAAAUCCUUGGUUCUGUUCGAUAUAACUAUAUCAUUUGUUUUCGUGUUUAAAAUUGUACAUUUUACCUAUGAACAGUUGCAUUUAAUAUUUUUGUGUGAAGUUAUUUUGGUUACUUUACAAACAAACUGCCUUGAUUCGAGUCUUAAGUUAAACACUAUAAGAUUAUAAUGUUAAACACAGUGUUAUUAUUCCUUUAGCGUUGAACUACAUCUGGCUGCACCGUAACCCACUUCCCUAUGCUUCUAUCCUUUUCUGUCAAUUAGAACCGUCAUUUGGUAGAGCGAGAUAAAGAUAGAAUAACGUGCGACCGCACUCCGUCAGCUUGUGUCCGCCGCGUGCGGUCGCAUUAUCUCACUCUAGCAAAUGACCGUUCUGAGUGUCAGAAAAGGAGAGAGAAGCAUAGAAAAGUGCAAUGUGGUGCAGCCAGAUAGAGUUCAACUUUUAUUCGACUUUACGAUAUGCCAGCAUCGUAAUACCUUUUGUUUUGGUCAUACAAAAUCAUUCGAUUGCAUUGCCGUCACGUAAUGAACUCGUGUUACGACUAAAUAAAUAUUGUUCGAUGACGAUAAUGUUUAUAAUUGCUACGUCCAUUUGUAUAAUAAUUAAUUAAUAGUUUAAUGUUAGUUGUUUCACUGUGUAGUAACCUCUUAAUUUUUCACAUUCGUUUUCGUAGUACCUACAAGAUGUACCUCGUUGCAUACUUCAGUACUUAUCACAAGUUAGUUUGGUAUCGUUUCAAGUUUAUUAUCUUAGAUUGUACGGUCGUAAAGAAGGCAAUAAUAUCAUCGCUGUUGUUAAAUGUAUUUAUAAUUUACCAAAGUUCGAAUACAUAAUCGAUAGGUGUCAACUAGUUUGUAUACUGAUUCUCUCAUCUUGAUUGUUGUGACUGCGUGGGAAGCAUUUAAUUUAUCACAAAUAAUUUAAUGAAUUAAAUAUUCAGUGACCAUGUCCAGUGGGUAAAAUGUUAUGGUUUUUUAUUUUAUUGUUGCACAGCACUUUUGUUUUUCGUGUAAACAGAGUUUUAUCAAUCUGUAGGUAAGAUGUCAUUGUGGUCUGCAAUGUUCUUAAUAAACAGAUGGAGAUGAA